Molecule: messenger RNA, 6183 nt
Organism: Coregonus sp. 'balchen'
Lineage: Eukaryota; Metazoa; Chordata; Actinopteri; Salmoniformes; Salmonidae
Source: the annotation of a GenBank genome assembly
AUGGCUGAUAACUCUGCUGACAUCAUCUGGUUUAGGUGAGAUAAUGGCUGAUAACUCUGCUGACAUCAUCUGGUUUAGGUGAGAUAAUGGCUGAUAACUCUGCUGACAUAAUCUGGUUUAGGUGAGAUAAUGGCUGAUAACUCUGCUGACAUCAUCUGGUUUAGGUGAGAUAAUGGCUGAUAACUCUCCUGACAUCUGGUUUAGGUGAGGAUAAUGGCUGAUAACUCUCCUGACAUCUGGUUUAGGUGAGAUAAUGGCUGAUAACUCUCCUGACAUCUGGUUUAGGUGAGAUAAUUGCUGAUAACUCUCCUGACAUCUGGUUUAGGUGAGAUAAUUGCUGAUAACUCUCCUGACAUCUGGUUUAGGUGAGAUAAUUGCUGAUAACUCUGCUAACAUCAUCUGGUUUAGGUGAGAUAAUGGCUGAUAACUCUGCUGACAUCUGGUUUAGGUGAGAUAAUGGCUGAUAACUCUGCUGACAUCAUCUGGUUUAGGUGAGAUAAUGGCUGAUAACUCUGCUGACAUCAUCUGGUUUAGGUGAGAUAAUGGCUGAUAACUCUGCUGACAUCAUCUGGUUUAGGUGAGAUAAUGGCUGAUAACUCUGCUGACAUCAUCUGGUUUAGGUGAGAUAAUGGCUGAUAACUCUCCUGACAUCUGGUUUAGGUGAGGAUAAUUGCUGAUAACUCUCCUGACAUCUGGUUUAGGUGAGGAUAAUGGCUGAUAACUCUGCUGACAUCUGGUUCAGCUCUAUUCUCUCACUUGUUGUGCCUUGUAUCGUAGUUGCAACGCGAUCACUUCAGUAUUCAGUGUUUGUCCCUCAUCCCCAGGACAUUGGAUGAUGCCUUUAAUACCGUCCACUGGGUGCAACUUAACCGUAAAAAAUGUUAUGCUUCACCGUGAAGUGCUUUUCUGUUUUAACAACUUUACUUUUACUUCACCUAUAGAUGUUUAUCCCCCUGGACAAACGUUGAAUACUGAAGUGAGAUCUUGUUGCUUGUUGAGCUGACCAUGUCAAACCACACUGCUGUUUCAUCCAAGGCAAUGGUGUUAUUCUUUGUCUUCUGUUGCGCAAUCUUUACAUUACUCACUUUGAAGUUCACUCGUAAACAAUUCAUUUUAGACCCGGUGUUUAUUUGAAACGGGCGUUUAUUUGCUGAAACGUGUGGCAGCUAUUAAAAGGGACAGGCGGCUAUUUGAGACCCCCCCCCCCCGCGCGCCUCUCUCCAUAGUUUGAGAUCCAUUGGCUGAGGGGUUGAAGUAUGAUUUGUACAGCUGCUGCCUCCUGGUGGGGUGUUUUGUAUGGGUUUGCAGGGCGAAGUGUGCCUGUGCAUCUGUCCCCUGAUGAAGAACGAAUUAGAUUUUUCAUCUCUGAAAGCACGUGUUCUCUAUGUUUUUGUGUCCCUGGUAUCCGGUCAGCACUCCUGACCCGAAUGUGGGGUGUUUUGGUUCUGCCGGUGUCCCGUCGGGAGUGAGGUGACUUGGAUGUUUGGGUUUGCGUCGCGGGGGCGUUGUGUUGGGGGUCUGGGGGCGACUGGAAUGCCUGGUGUUGUGUUCUCUCUUAUAUAAACGGCCCAUAGGUCCCCUCCGUCAACAAAAUGUACAGGCCACCUUGUUUUCCUUUAGAUUUGGCUGCCAGUGUCUGUCCUCCUUUUAACCCCUCCCUGCCAUCAUCCUUCCCCGGCUCUUAUUGGUCAGUGACACAGCAGAACAUUGCCGACUGCUGGCUCUGUGUUUUGUAAUGGAUAAACACAUUCCGUACUCAGUCGUUGGGCAUUCUGUCACCUCCUUUGUCCUGGAUGUGUUAAUUGGUCGGUUCAAAGGGGAAAGAAUGUGCUGUUCUCUCCUUGUUUAUCGGAUUUCAAUCAACUCCGGUCACUUAAUUUAGCUGUCUGGCAUGUUAUCGUGGACCUGUUGGCAUCGCAUUCCCCUCAGUCCCUGGCCUGUGUAGCUGUAGUAUGCAUAGCCACUAUAACAACAUUUUGAAAGUAGGUAAUCACAGCAGGAAUAAUGGCUCCCCAAUUGUCCACUGUUGAGUAGAGACGCUGGAAAAGGUCAAGGGUCAAACGAUCCAUAGUUUUCAAAAAAAUUCCAUCUAUUGAUACCCGCUUUUGAUAGUUUGAUGUUUGCGUUUUGAAACUCUGCCACGGAAUACUGCACAGUAAGGACCUUGGUGACAUGAGGAAAGUUAAGUUGGAUAUUUUAUUUGUUUAAUUCAGGGCUUCCCAAACUGUUCCCAUUUUUAUAUUUUAAAAAAUAUGUGACCCCCACCAUGUAAAAAAAGAAAAAAGUUAAGUAAUCAACUGUCAAAGUUUACUUUUUUAAUUUGGGCUAUGACAGUCUAUUACAAAUCAGUCUGACAGUAUUUUAAUAAUCUGAAGACGGUAUGGUUUUGGGGGGGGGGGGGUUAAGUAGUUUAGACAAAGGUAAUUAUCAGGCCCACACAACCUGAAAAUAGUAUCACCCUGAAAUACCAUAUCGAUAUUCAAUAACCAUAGUUAUUCAAAAGUAAGUGCCAUAAUUUGGGCUUGAUAGAAAUCAAAGAAUAAUUAAACGUGUGCAGACUUGAGAGAUGUAUGAGUAAACUUAGAUUGAUAAAGGUGUGGUUUACACAUGCAGGGUGGUACAUUACAUUUGGCAGCAGCGAAUUUUAAAGGAAAUAUGAUUAUAUAAGCCUGUCACUAAGUAGACAAAUUAGAAUGUAGAGCCCACCAAACUCCUCCCCUAACAUUCUCCCAAGCAAGUCCACGUGACGUGAAAGGCUUUUAAAGACUGGAUACACGCACUCCCAUCAAAACACUGAUACACCUACGAGUCAGAGAGAUACCGUGGGCUCUUUUUUUUACUUUUCUGAGAGUUGUGUGUUUUGGGAACUUUUGGGAGUCAUGCGCUGCGAAAUGAGCUACAGUCUUCACUGCUCGCCAGGAUCCUCACCCACACAUUCAGGACGUGUGGUUACUUACAGAGCACGAUGCAGGUAAUAGUCUUGAGUAUUUGGACAUGCUGUAUUCCCUCAUCAUCCUGUAGCUGUCUUUGCUACUGUAUGAAGACGCAUCAUCAAUGCAGGAUUUAUAUCAAUGUUGUUUUUUUUUUGGUGGUAUUUUAUCAACUUGCUUGUGCUCUUGCUCUAUAUCCAUUAUCAGUUAGAAGAACAUUGUGUGCCAGUGUCCCAUUGAGAAUAUCUCCACGGUAUUGUUACCAAUUGUAUCAACUUUGUAGCCGCAGUGAUUUAAGCGCUUUGGCUACUUUGUAGAAUCAGUAACUUCAACGUGGUGUUUUGACUGGGCAGUUGUGACUGUCUCUCUCUGUACGUCCUCACGUCGCCUUGUUGAGCUGCAAGUCAUGUAGCCUACAUAGUGUUGGUGGUACAGUGCGCCCUCUCUGCACGUCCACUCAUCGCCUUGCUGAGCUGCAGCGAGGCACGUAGCCUACAUAGUUGUGGGGGUACAACGGGCGUCGACGAUUGAUCGAUGCUUUGUGUUUACAUUGAAUGGAGGAGCCUACGACAUUUAUGGAAUACUCAGAACCUAAUUGAAAAUGAUCUUAUCAACUGUUUUGCGAAUUGUAAGUUAAAUUGCGCGCCAGCAUAAUUUUAGGCAACAGCUGAGUGAUAUUCCCACACAGACACACUCUCUACCUUACAUUUACAUUUAAGUCAUUUAGCAGACGCUCUUAUCCAGAGCGACUUACAGUUAGUGCAUACAUUUUCAUACUGGCCCCCCGUGGGAAACGAACCCACAACCCUGGCGUUGCAAGCGCCAUGCUCUACCAACUGAGCUACAUGGGGACUCUCACACAAGCGUUUACCACCUGUAGACACUAUCACACGCCGACGAUGCGCUCUAAGUCCGAAUUGUAAAGGGACAUUUGAUACAUAUGUACAUUGAUCAGCAAAUUAAUGUUCUGUAUCCUGUUCAUGUUUGAAGUAAAGCGAGGAACUUCCACUGUCUUUGGAGCAGAACAGCAUGGGCCGUAUAGUUUCACUUAACCCGGGAAAAUGGAGGAAGAAUACAAUUUAAUUUAUUCUGUAUGAUCAGUAAAAGAUUAAAUCACACAAUUACAGACCUGGACAGUAUGUUGUCUUGCCAGUGCACCUUCUAGCGGCGUGUUGCGCGCAAGCCCCUUUGUUCAGUCGGAGCUUUGCGGGGCGGUGUGGUCAGUGCACGAGAGGCAUCGACCGCGCGUUGGUAAAGGGAUAAAAAAGACACAUUUUGGGCAUUAAAUUGCGAUUUGUGAGAUUAUUUAAUGUCAACGAGACGUUGGUCUGAUCGAGGUGAGUAUAAUGUAUUUUCUAUAAGGGUAAUGCGCUAAACAGAGCAAGGGAGGAGAGCUGGUGGGAACCACCAUAAAAGGGUACACCAUAUGCUGUGUAUUCGACUGUAGGCUACGUGUCGCCUAGACAACAAAAUAUUGCAACAAAUACUAUCCUCAAACCGAUGUCGACAAAGCGUGCCAAAACAUGAUCUCUCUCUCUCUCUCUGUCUCUAUAGUAUUACAUCUGACAUGAGUAAUAAUUAUUUAGAGGAUGGUGUUUUGAAUAUUUCUUUCCUCGUUUUUCCAUGUGUGGUUGUGAGCAAUGCGCAGCUUUUACUCAUGCAUCAAAAUGAGAUGCUCCUUUUGUGAGAUUAUCCCAUUUUACAUAUGAUCUGCAUAAUAAACGGUAAUAAUAUUGUUUUCAAAUAAUAAUGGGAUCGGUUGUUGGUCCGUUCUGUUUUGUAUGGCAUGUUAUUCUGUCGCUGGAAUGCAGUGACCACGCAUUUUAUCUUCCACAGUAUAACAAUUUUAUGCGAAUUUGCUUAUUCCCUUGUCCUUUAGGUUUUGUUUGCACUUGAUUAGAUAUCAUAUUGGAGUAAAUGUGCAGCUGAAAUGCGUCGUGUGCGGCUCACGUUGGCUCUGGGCCUAUUGAAAGUGCACUGUAUCAUGAAACGAUGACUUUCCACACAAUGGAGCUCCCAGGGGGUGGAAGGCAUUUUGCAUGAACCCCUUUCACCACUGGAUUCUGUGCUAUAAACCUAAUCCCCAAAACAUCUGUGCUGCUUAAACCCCCUUUUAAAUGUUAAACUAGCCUAAAUCCCAAAUGCAUUUAGGCUUUUUUUUUUUUUUAACAGUAUUAAGAGGCAGGCAGCAUUCUUCUACAUGCUGGAAAAGCAGACUGUCAAAUGUGGUGUUACACAGGAUUGUGCAUAAGUCCCUGCAUUCCGCUGCAUGGGUCCCUGCAUUCUGCUGAAUGGGCGAACAGAUGACUUUUGCUAAGUUCUUCUAUAAUAUUGAAUACACUGUACCGUCCUAAUGAUGAUUGGUGCCUACCUUGGAAAAUAAGUUCAGUUCUGCUCCAAAGUAAAGGGGAUAUGACGUCAUGCUUAGGCUUGACUGGUGGCAGUCAUCAUGGAAAACAGAAACAUACAUUGGAAUGUGUAAUAGAGGUUUGAUGAUUCUCUUCAAUUCGGGGGGCCUUUUCCUCAUUCCUUCGGUGUAUUAACAUUAUUUUCUCUCUGACUCUUUCUCCACAGUUCUUCUGGAGCCAGUGUUGUAGCCAUCGAUAACAAGAUCGAGCAAGCAAUGGUGAGUGUAUCUCUGGUUCUACAUUUUCUACCCUUUAGCUAGGCUCUACUAACAUAUUGAAAAGUUGAAGUACAUGAUUUUGACCUGAAGUCAGUGUUAAAGCCUAUGAGUAACAUAUGACAUGGUAGUAUUGCUGUCUUGCUAGCCCUCUGACAUAACCCCUCACAUCUCUGUAGUGUGCAGUGUUAUAUGGCCCUGAGUUGUUGUACUAACGCACGCCUCUCUCUCUCUCUCUCUCUCUCUCUCUCUCUCUCUCUCUCUCUCUCUCUCUCUCUCUCUCUCUCUCUCUCUCUCUCUCUCUCUCUCUCUCUCUCUCUCUCUCUCUCUCUCUCUCAGGACCUAGUGAAGAGCCACCUGAUGUAUGCGGUGAGGGAGGAGGUGGAGGUGCUGAAGGAGCAGAUCAAGGAGCUGUAUGAGAGGAACUCUCAGCUGGAGCGGGAGAACGCUGUGCUCAAGUCCCUGGCCAACACUGACCAGCUCACCCAGCUGUCGUCCACCCAAAUCAGCCCGGCCGGCAGCAUCUCCCCGCCUCAGCAGCUACCCCCCACCAAUAACACCAAACCCCACUUGGAGGGUGCAGCUCAGGCUCUCAGCCUGCCCCAGCAGCCCAACGUCACCUCGGCAUGA